Molecule: messenger RNA, 1422 nt
Organism: Staurois parvus
Lineage: Eukaryota; Metazoa; Chordata; Amphibia; Anura; Ranidae
Source: the annotation of a GenBank genome assembly
AUGGCCAAGCCGCGGGGCCUGGACUUCUGGCGGAAAAGCCUGCAUGGGCCGCGCUAUGUGCUGGCCCCGAUGGUGGACCAGAGUGAGCUGGCCUGGAGGCUGCUGAGCCGCAGACACGGAGCCCAGCUCUGCUACACCCCCAUGUUACACGCACAGGUCUUUGUCCGGGACCCCAACUACCGCAAGGAGAAUCUGUACUGUGAACUGUGCCCCGAGGACAGGCCUCUUAUCGUCCAGUUCUGUGCAAAUGACCCGGAAGUGUUUGUCCAGGCGGCCCUCCUGGCUCAGGACUAUUGUGAUGCAGUUGAUCUGAACCUUGGUUGCCCACAGAUGAUUGCAAAGAGAGGUCACUAUGGAGCUUUCUUACAAGAUGAAUGGGUUCUUCUGGAGAAGAUGAUUCAGCUAGCACACCAGAAAUUGUCCGUGCCCGUCACUUGCAAGAUCCGUGUUUUUCCUGAGGUUGAGAAAACUGUGGCCUACGCCAAGUUACUGGAGAAAGCUGGGUGUCAGCUGCUGACGGUUCAUGGUCGCACCAAGGAGCAGAAAGGUCCCUUAACGGGUGUUGCAUCCUGGGAACAUAUUAAAGCUGUGAGGGAUGCUGUCAGUAUUCCUGUUUUUGCCAAUGGGAAUAUACAGUACCUUAGUGAUGUUGAUCGAUGUAUUCAAGAGACUGGAGUCCAAGGAGUAAUGAGUGCAGAGGGGAAUCUUCACAAUCCGGCCUUGUUUGAAGGGAGGAGUCCCGUGGUAUGGGAGAUGGCAGAGGAAUACCUGGACCUCGUCCGGCAAUACCCAUGCCCUUUGUCUUUUGUUCGGGCCCACCUCUUCAAGUUGUGGCACCACACUCUGCAGGUUUACCAAGAACUACGAGAAGACCUGGCAAAGGCCAAGUCCCUGGAAGGCAUUAUUGCUGUUAAUAAUGAACUGAAAGUCAAGUGCCAGGAAGAAGUAGCUAACAAGAAGGAAGGAGAUGAGACUACAGGAGACUUGCCUUUUCCCCAUUGGAUAUGUCAACCUUAUGUACGACCACCGCCCAAAGAUGUGGUGAAGGAGGAGAGCGCAAUGCGAGCGAAGAGAGCACUGGAGGAGGAAGAUGAUGGGAACACGGAGCCGAUUUCGAAGAACAAGCAAAAAAAAAAAAAACUGCGCAAUCCAAACAAAAGCUUCGACCCUUCUGUAAAGCCUAAAUAUGCAAAAUGUGACCAGUGUGGAAAUCCCAAGGGCACUAAGUGUGUGUUCCAUUUGUGUCGCAGCUGCUGCAAGAAGAAAGCAUUCAGGGAGAUGGCAGACUGUGCAGGUCACGGACUGCUUUUUAAAACCAAAUUUGAAAGGUCUGCUCAGUGUAAAGCUGUGCAGGAGACAGACGUGCCAGAGAACCUAACUGAAUCAAAGCUCCCCCAGCCACCCCCUGAGAUCAAAGUCUGA